AUGACAAUCACUUAUCCUGGCACACCUUCAUCCCUGGCACCCUCCACUGUCUCUUCCCCAGUCCUGCGGAAGCUGCUCCUUAGCCCAGGCCCCAAAACAGAAUGGUCCCUGUGGCAACAGCCAGUGUUGUUUCAGGAGGCAGUGACGUUUGAGGAUAUGACCAAAGACUGGAAGUAUUUUGAAGCCUCUCAGAAGGACUGCUACAGAGACACGAUGCUGGACAGUUAAGAGAAUAUGAUCCCACAGGGAUCUUUCUUGCAAUUCCCCAUGAUGCCACAGAGAGCUGGAAAUGAUCCACCUGGUGUUUCAAAUACAAGUGAAAUGGAAAUGGAGAUAAGUGACAUGAGAGAGAAGUUUCUUACAAGCGUAACAAAGUUGGUAGAAAGCAAAAGUUACAACAGCAAGGUAUUUUCCAAAGAAAAGUACUUUCAAACAAUAAAGGAAGUUAAAGAAGCUAAGGAAAAGGGGAAGAAGUCAUCCCGUGAUUAUCGCCGUGCAGCAAAAUAUGAUGUGAUUUCUGUACAGGGCACAGAGAAACUGGUAGAGGCUACUCAUGGAGAACGAGUUCGAAUACGGUAUUAUGUACAUAAAGAAGAGUUGUUUGAUAUUCUUCAUGAUACACAUCUCAGUAUUGGACAUGGUGGGCGGACUCGCAUGCUCAAGGAACUGCAAGGGAAAUAUGGGAAUGUCACCAAAGAAGUCAUUGUCUUAUAUCUGACUCUGUGUAAACAGUGUCACCAGAAGAACCCAGUACCCAAGAGAGGCCUUGCACCCAAACCCAUGACUAUUAAGGACGUGGACUCCAAAUGCCAAGUUGAAAUACUUGACAUGCAGUCAAAUGCUGAUGGCGAGUUCAAGUUUAUCUUAUAUUACCAGGACCACUUGACCAAGUUUAUUAUUUUGCGGCCAUUAAAAACCAAACAGGCCCAUGAGGUAGUCAAUGUCUUGUUGGAUAUUUUCACAAUUCUUGGUACACCCAGCGUAUUAGAAUCUGACAGUGGCAUAGAGUUCACAGACCAGGUUGUUAACGAGCUCAAUGAAGUAUGGCCAGACCUAAAGAUUGUCCCUGGUAAGUACCAUCCUGGCCAAGGCCAGGCCUCCCUAGAACGAGCAAGCCAUGAUGUAAAGAACAUGAUAAGUGCCUGGGUGCAGAGUAACCACUCAUGUCACUGGGCUGAAGGCCUACGAUUCAUGCAGAUGGUGAAGAAUCAGUCCUUCAACAUUUCCUUGCAGCAGAGUCCAUAUGAAGCAAUGUUUGGUUGUAAAGCCAAACUUGGGCUAUAUUCCUCAAACUUGCCCCGGGAAACUGUGGCCAUUCUGCAAACAGAGGAAGAGCUAGAAAUUGCUGAAGAGCAGCUAGAAAACAGCCUUUGGAUCAGGCAGGAAGAAAGGGCUGAGAUCGGAGCAGACAGAUCUGAUAUGGAUGAAGACAUCGAUCCCACUCCUGAAGCUCCAGAGCCUAGCACCUCACAAGGUGCCCCUGGUCUCUUCUGCUGGUGAACAGACACCUGCUGGGUGGACACUCACAAGUGUCUCUGUGGUCAUUAUACAGCCAUCUGCGAACUGUUGCCAAAGGUCCCAGGGGAAGGGAGUGAAGGCUGCACUCUUAGGUUGAGUUGAACAUGGGAGUCCUUGCUCAAAGGGGAAAAGCAGAUUGGGUCUGUGUAUUUGUUCCUUGGGCUGCCAUAACAAAUUACUACAAGCCUGGUGGCUUAAAACAACAGAAAUUUAUUCUCUCACA
Molecule: messenger RNA, 1741 nt
Organism: Galeopterus variegatus (Sunda flying lemur)
Lineage: Eukaryota; Metazoa; Chordata; Mammalia; Dermoptera; Cynocephalidae
Gene: KRABD2
Product: KRAB-A domain containing 2
Exons: 3
Biological process (GO): DNA integration; regulation of DNA-templated transcription
Molecular function (GO): nucleic acid binding
Source: RefSeq, a predicted model, not a curated record